GAUGAUCUGGGAAUGCCCGAGACUCUUCAGGAAGAUGGCGUCGAUGGUGAGGGCGUGGUCGCCAGAGGAACGCACCGGCUUUUCCUGGGUUCUUCGUCCGAAGCUCGGCAGCUGAUGCGGCUGCAGGCGCUGCAGCUCGUAUACAGGCCAGUGAUCGUGGUAUCUCCUGGUGAGUGGGUUCCCAAGAAGGACACGUUUUCUAUACUGAAGUCACCGCUACCCAGAACUGUGCACGUGUUAACCCUGGAAAGGAUCUCGGGGUCCCAAGUGUUGCUUCGUCUCGAGCACCUUGCGGUCACCGACGAAGCUGUGGAAGUCAACAUUACGCGUCUGCUCGCAGGUCACCGGCUGGAAGACGUCAAGCCAGUCACCCUCGGUGCCAACCAGUAUCUGCCGGGCCCCACUCGUCACAGCUGGCCCACAUCGGGCGCAGAUUACGCUCAAAGGCACGUUCCCGAUCUGAACAUGCCAACGCCUCAGACAAGCACGAUGUCACAGACAGGUGACACUGUCGUGAGGCUCGCCCCAGGAGAGAUUGCUUCUUUCCUGGCGCAGCUAGUAGCCGAAUAAAGAA
Dermacentor silvarum is the source of this 574-nucleotide messenger RNA. RefSeq names its product lysosomal alpha-mannosidase-like. The record is from RefSeq and is a predicted model, not a curated record. Gene Ontology annotation, molecular function: alpha-mannosidase activity; carbohydrate binding. Gene Ontology annotation, biological process: carbohydrate metabolic process. NCBI's taxonomy places the organism in Eukaryota, Metazoa, Arthropoda, Arachnida, Ixodida, Ixodidae. Bases 13 to 570 code for a protein of 185 amino acids. The transcript has 3 exons. Gene Ontology annotation, cellular component: lysosome.